Schistocerca americana (American grasshopper) is the source of this 525-nucleotide messenger RNA. RefSeq lists its product as uncharacterized. The record is from RefSeq and is a predicted model, not a curated record. The transcript is spliced from 2 exons. NCBI's taxonomy places the organism in Eukaryota, Metazoa, Arthropoda, Insecta, Orthoptera, Acrididae. Bases 1 to 525 code for a protein of 174 amino acids.
AUGGAUGGUGAUAUAGAGGACUUGAUGGAAAUGGUGGAGGAAGGAGGAGAUGACACCUUCCUGAGAUGUACUGAAGAUGAUGAUGUGUCGGAUGAGGAGUUGGAAUAUCUGGAGAUUGAGGAGGAAGAGGACGCGAUGGCCCCAGCCACUAACGCCCAGUCUCAAGUUCCCAGUGCCCAGAGCAUAGCCUCAAGUGGGCAGACACCACCACACACUGCCCAAUGCCUGUCGAACACCCAACAGGAAGCUUCCAGCACUCAGACCCUGGUGUCCAGGCCACAGCAGGCUCCCCAGCACACACCGCCCGAUGUCGAGCUUCCAGCUUCCUAUAGUCAGACCCCAGUUGCUAGACCGCAGCUGCCAAUGCUCAGCCACGGGUGCACAGCCUCCACCGUGCAGCUCCCAACAGCCUGGCCUAAGUGGCUAGACCCAAGCACUCAGUCCCCAACACACAGGCCCAAGUACACAGCCUACAGUGCGCAGCACCCAGCAGCCAGCCCGCAGACCCCAUUGCACAACUCCUAG